Rhododendron vialii is the source of this 2358-nucleotide messenger RNA. Its product is annotated as UDP-glycosyltransferase 89A2-like. The record is from RefSeq and is a predicted model, not a curated record. Gene Ontology annotation, molecular function: UDP-glycosyltransferase activity. The transcript has a single exon. Bases 140 to 1552 code for a protein of 470 amino acids. NCBI's taxonomy places the organism in Eukaryota, Viridiplantae, Streptophyta, Magnoliopsida, Ericales, Ericaceae.
CUUUAAAAAGAAACACCUUAGCAUUUGGCACACUUUAGUCAACCUCUUGGGGUUGAUCUUCCAACUUGUUUAUAAAUAAAUUACAAGUUCUACAAUUCUCACACCUAACAGUCUCUCUCUCAAUAAAGACACAAUCACCAUGUCCAACUCCUCCAAAUCAGUUCACAUCCUAAUCUUCACAUACCCAGCUCAAGGCCACAUGCUCCCACUCCUAGACCUAACCCACCAACUAGCCCUCCAUGGCCUCGCCCUAACAAUUCUAGUCACACCCAAAAACCUCCCCACCCUAAACCCACUUCUCUCAGCACACCCAUCAAUCAAAACCCUAGUCCUCCCCUUACCCCACCACCCAUCUCUACCUGCUGGCGUCGAAAACGUCCAGGAAAUCGGAAACUCUGGUAACCUUGCAAUCUUAAACGCACUGGGAAAGCUCCAUGACCCAAUUACCCAGUGGUUUAAGUCCCACCCUAAUCCCCCUGUGGCCCUCAUCUCUGAUUUCUUCCUUGGGUGGACCCUACACCUAGCCGACCAACUUGGUAUCCCUAGAAUUGCUUUUUACUCAUCUGGGGCAUUUUAUACCUCUCUGAUUAACUUUCUAUGGCAGAAUGUCAAAACUGCCCGUUCUUUACCCGCGGUAAAUUUCCUCAAUUUACCGCAGUCGCCGUGUUUUGCCGCGGAGCAUCUACCUUCUUCGUUCCGGGUGUACAUAGAAUCUUCUCCCCAACCUGAUACGGAGUUCCUUAGGGAUGGAUUUCUUGCAAAUAUUAGGAGUUGGGGGAGUAUUCUCAAUUCAUUUGAUGGAUUGGAGGGAGAGUAUUUGGAUCACUUGAGGAAGGAAAUGGGUCACGGGCAGGUUUGGGGAGUUGGCCCGCUUAGCUUGGUGGGCGGGGAUGAAGCGAUGGGUCAGGUCAACCCGGAUCAGAUUUCGGGUGGUGGUGUAUUGUCUUGGCUUGAUGGGUGUCCUGAUGGGUCUGUUUUGUAUGUGUGCUUUGGGAGUCAGAAGUUGUUGAAAAGGGACCAAAUGGAGGCCUUGGCUUCCGGGCUUGAAGGCUGUGGAAUCCGGUUCGUGUGGAUUGUCAAGUCAGUAUCCGCCCAACAAACGGCAGAUGGGUAUGGUGUCAUUCCGGACGGGUUUGAGGACCGGAUAUCCGAGAGGGGUAUGGUGGUAAAAGGGUGGGCCCCGCAAGUUUCGAUACUAAGUCAUCAAGCCAUAGGCGGGUUUUUGAGUCAUUGUGGGUGGAACUCAUUAAUGGAAGGGGUAGCGGCGGGGAUUAUGAUACUGGCUUGGCCCAUGGAGGCGGACCAAUUUGUGAAUGCCAGACUUUUGGUGGAGGACAUGGGAGCGGCAGUUCGCGUUUGUGAGGGUGCGGAUUCAGUUCCAGACUCGGUUGAGUUGGCUCGGACAAUUGCAGAGUCAAUGAGUGGGAAUACUGCCCAAAAGGUUAAAGCAAAAGAAUUGGGAGACAAGGCAGUAGAAGCAGUUAAGGUAGGUGGGAGUUCUUGGAAGGAAUUAGAGGCUCUAGUGAGAGAAUUGGCCCAACUUGGAAGAUGAACACUAAAUAUAGAUGACUGGGGUCCGUAUCCAACUAUGUAAUAGCAGUGGCCAUAUUUCUAUUCUUCUAGAACAAAAAGAAUUUGCAACCAAACAAUUUGGGGAUACUAAUUGGUCCAACGGCACACAACAGCCUGUGUUAGUACCUGUGGUCCAACUGCUACCAAUUGCCGGUAUUAGGAUGCCAAUUAUUGAGCCAAUAGUUCGAAUCGACUCCUCGUCUCGUUAUGGAUGUGAUAGUAACACUUGGCAGUUGACACGAGCAAUACGACUACCUAUUGUUCGAACUUCUUAGAGAAAUCUUCUGUUUGAAAUAAUUCUAUUGAUAUACUAGCGAACCUACCUCCUAUUGAUUGACGGAAAGGAAAAACGAGUAUAGGUGAGAAAGGGUUCCUACUCCCAUCCAGAAGCCACCAUCCCAAAGCAGAUGGUAAAAGAUCAAUGUUCUACUUCGUAUUUGCUACUAUGCUUUGCCUAGAGGAAAGUCUUACUCCAUUCAUGUAAACCACGGAAUUAAAAUACAGUACUUUUUUUCCCUGACAUCUAUGUCAAAACCAAAAAUCUCGGAGAGUGAGAAAAAGAUUACCAUACCCAAAGCCAACAUUCUCAGCCACAAAGCUCCUUUGAUAUAUUCUCAUCAUCUCAGCAAAGCUUUCCCGCUUAUCCUCCCAUGUCUCAACCUUUACCUUUUUCUCCUCACCGAGAAAUUGGUGAAUCAAGUUCCAGCAUGUUUGGUGGUCCUUCAGCCUUUCUAAAUGUUCCUCCUCCUCCAAAAAGACCCUCUCCACCAAAAUUACCCUACCUAA